This is a messenger RNA of Cricetulus griseus (Chinese hamster), 1463 nucleotides long. Lineage: Eukaryota; Metazoa; Chordata; Mammalia; Rodentia; Cricetidae. The record is from RefSeq and is a predicted model, not a curated record.
AUAAUGUUUGAGACCUUCAAUACCCCAGCCAUGUACGUGGCCAUUCAGGCGGUGCUGUCCCUGUAUGCAUCCGGGCGCACCACUGGCAUUGUCAUGGACUCUGGUGACGGGGUCACACACACAGUGCCCAUCUACGAGGGCUACGCCCUUCCCCACGCCAUCUUGCGUCUGGACCUGGCUGGCCGGGACCUGACAGACUACCUCAUGAAGAUCCUGACUGAGAGGGGCUACAGCUUCACCACCACGGCUGAGCGGGAAAUUGUGCGUGACAUUAAGGAGAAGCUGUGCUAUGUUGCCCUGGAUUUUGAGCAGGAAAUGGCUACUGCUGCAUCCUCCUCCUCCUUGGAGAAGAGCUAUGAGCUGCCUGAUGGGCAGGUGAUCACCAUUGGCAAUGAGCGGUUCCGGUGUCCAGAGGCGCUCUUCCAGCCUUCCUUCCUGGGCAUGGAGUCGUGUGGCAUCCACGAGACCACCUUCAACUCCAUCAUGAAGUGUGACGUGGACAUCCGCAAAGACCUCUAUGCCAACACGGUGCUGUCUGGCGGCACCACCAUGUACCCCGGCAUUGCUGACAGGAUGCAGAAGGAGAUCACAGCCCUGGCUCCCAGCACAAUGAAGAUUAAGAUCAUUGCUCCCCCUGAGCGCAAGUACUCCGUCUGGAUUGGCGGCUCCAUCCUGGCCUCGCUCUCCACCUUCCAGCAGAUGUGGAUCAGCAAGCAGGAGUACGACGAGUCAGGCCCCUCCAUCGUGCACCGCAAAUGCUUCUAGACGGACUGAGCAGGUGCCAGGCAUCUGCUGCAUGAGCUGAUUCUCAAGUAUCAAUUUGCCCUGGCAAAUGUACACACCUCAUGCUAGCCUCAUGAAACUGGAAUAAGCCUUUGAAAAGAAAUUUGUCCUUGAAGCUUGUAUCCAAUAUCAGCACUGGAUCGUAGAACUUGUUGCUGAUUUUUGACCUUGUAUUCAAGUUAACUGUUCCCUUGGUAUAUGUUUAAUACCCUGUGCAUAUCUUGAUUUAGUCCUUAGUCAUGUGGCUUGGUCAUUUGGUGGCUGGGGAGAGCACGCUGUGGAAGAGAAAUCCCCAGCCUGGUGGAUCUGUGUGAGCACCGUGCAGUGAUGUGUGCAGGGUAUUAACAGCUGACUUCCAGGAUUUCUCGAGGCUGGCAAGGGUUCCUGAACCAGUUACCAUUCCGUCUUGCCGGUCUAACAGGGUGGGAGAGUCCGAGCCUUAGGACCCGGUUUCCGUUCUGGUGUUUUCCCUCCUGACCGCCGUGGGUUGUUACUUGCCUUGAGUUGGGAACGUUUGCAUUGACAACUGUAAAUGUAUUCAUCCUUUUAAUUUAUGUAAGGUUUUUUGUACUCAAUUCUUUAAGAAAUGACAAAUUUUGGUUUUCUACUGUUGAGUGAGAACAUUAGGCCCCAGCAACACGUCAUUGUGUAAAGGAAAAUAAAAAGUGCUGCAGUAAUAA